GUGACGUCAGACCGUUUCUUCCGGAAACGGCGGCGACGGCAGAAAGAACCGAGGGGGCUAUCGGUGGUGGGUGCGCCUGAAAGCAGAGAGAGGAGCGUAACCCGGAAGCGGAAGCGGAUUCCGUCCCGGCUCCGGCUUCACACUUGUCACAGGUCCACUGGUGGGCUCCUGCUACCAUGGAUUUGUUAUUUGGGCGCCGUAAGACACCAGAAGAGCUGCUGAGGCAGAAUCAGCGAGCCCUGAACCGUGCCAUGCGAGAGCUGGACCGUGAGCGACAGAAGCUAGAGACUCAGGAGAAGAAAAUCAUCGCAGACAUCAAGAAGAUGGCCAAGCAGGGCCAGAUGGAUGCUGUGCGUAUCAUGGCAAAAGACCUGGUGCGCACUCGGCGUUACGUGCGUAAAUUUGUGUUGAUGCGGGCCAACAUCCAGGCUGUGUCCCUGAAGAUCCAGACACUGAAGUCUAACAACUCAAUGGCGCAAGCUAUGAAGGGGGUCACCAAAGCCAUGGGCACCAUGAACAGACAGUUGAAGUUGCCUCAGAUCCAAAAGAUCAUGAUGGAAUUUGAGCGACAGGCUGAGAUCAUGGACAUGAAGGAGGAGAUGAUGAAUGAUGCCAUUGAUGAUGCCAUGGGUGACGAGGAAGAUGAAGAAGAAAGUGACGCUGUUGUGUCCCAGGUCCUGGACGAGUUGGGAUUGAGCCUGACAGACGAGCUGUCAAACCUCCCCUCCACCGGAGGCUCACUCAGUGUGGCUGCCAGUGGGAAGAAAGCAGAGGCUGCAGCCUCAGCCCUAGUAGAUGCCGAUGCAGACCUGGAGGAGCGGCUCAAGAACCUGCGGAGGGACUGACCUAUACCAUCCCGGGUGGGAGGUGGGCAGUGGAUGCCCAACAGUUUCAUUGUACUUCUUCUAGCGGGCGUUGGUGGUAUAGUGGUGAGCAUAGCUGCCUUUCAUUGUACUUCUUCUGUAAUAAAAGAUUGGACACUAA
Messenger RNA from Neogale vison (American mink), 984 nucleotides. RefSeq names its product charged multivesicular body protein 2A (gene CHMP2A). The record is from RefSeq and is a predicted model, not a curated record. Gene Ontology annotation, cellular component: ESCRT III complex; multivesicular body. Bases 177 to 845 code for a protein of 222 amino acids. Gene Ontology annotation, biological process: late endosome to vacuole transport; protein transport; endosome transport via multivesicular body sorting pathway. The transcript has 6 exons. Lineage: Eukaryota; Metazoa; Chordata; Mammalia; Carnivora; Mustelidae.